AUGGAUCCGGCACCUCGAGUUUUGGCAGAUGACGCGCAGCGCUUGGUGCCAAGUUUCCCUGCUGGCGACAGCAUCUUCGCUCGGAAUGCUCUACUUGGCACGCUGCGAGAUGGGGCCAGAUUCAGAUGGCCAGAAGCUCUUUUGGUGGCCCGAGGGCUCGCGGCUGAUCGCUUGCAGCCAACAGUGGUAACGUUCGGCACCGCCGCGACGGCAUGUGAGAGGGGCCAGCAGUGGCACUGGGCACUGACUUUGUUCGAGGCCGUGGCAGGGGCCCGCUUGCAAGCUGAUGCUUUGACUUACGGUGGGGCGAUCGCGGCGCAUAGAGCGCAGUUGCACUGGGGCGAGGCCUUGUCGGUGAUGUCUCAGAUGGAUAGGAACCAGGUGAAGCGGAACCUCUUCACCUAUACGGGCGCCCUCAGUGUGAUCGAACGAGCUGAAGGCUCUGCAAGCGGCGCUGCAAGUAGCUCUGCAGCCUCGGAACUCUGGCAGAGGGCGGUGUCCGUCUUUUCGAAGGCAUGUUUGGAGCGAGUCGAUGCAGAGGCUACAUACGGGACAGUCCUCGGCUCCUGCCGAAAAGCCGGGCAGUGGCAGAAAGCGCUUGGAUGUCUCAAUGCAGGUCUGAGGCAGUUGAGGCUUGGGGCGACCUGCUACAAUCUGGCUCUUGGGUGCUGCGCCGACCUGAAGCAGUGGCAGGCCGCUUUGUCAGUUUUGGCGCUGAUGCAGUCGAAUGGUGUGGAGCCUACGGUCGUUUCCUUCACUGCAGCUGUGGGCGCUUGCAGCGAGUGGAAGCAGGCCAUGGGUUUGAUGGCGGAGGCUUUGAGAUGCCGCCUGGAGCCAGAUGAGCGUCUGUACAAGGCUUUGGUCUGGGCCUGCCGUGAGGAUUUUGGGGUGCAGCAGCUGCUUCUCAAGGAGGCUGCGGCCAAGGGCUUGGCCCUGGCUGCUGAGGAAAGCGAAAUGCCAGAGAAGAUUCAAGAGCCGCAGUUGGCCGGAGAGGCCCAGUACACGGCCGUGCUGCGCUCCCUCCAGGGUGCUGGAGACUGGCAGCAGGCACUGGUUCUUCUUUCGGCGGUCGCAGCGAAAGGCACCCAGCUGGACCUUGCCUUCUACUCCACGCUGCUCCGGGUUUGCCGAAAAGGAGCCGCUUGGAGCGCUGCUCUUCGGCUGUUAGAGGAAGCCAGGGCGGCCUUCGCUGCCCAAGGGCAGGCUCCAGACAUCGGGAUGCACCUCUCGGCUUUCUAUGCCUGCGCUGCCUGCAAAGAGGGUCGCUCCACACUCGCUUUGUUCAAGACGAUGCAGGGCGCAGGCUUUUCGCCACCGCGCGAAGCUUUCGAGGCAGGACUCGCAGCCGCGGCCGUGACCGAUUGGGCGGAUGCUCUCGAGUUAUUUUUGGAGGGCCUGCGGAAGUCCGUGCCACUGAAGCCGGAAGCAGGCGAGGCCGUGAUGGAGCUCCUUGCGCGGGAAGCGAAAUGGGACGCAGCUGUGCAGCUACUGGCCGCGAUCGACAGGGCGAGCUCUUUCCAACGCACGGAGCAGCUCCUCACUGCUGCCAUGUCAGCCUGCCGGAAGCGCCGAAAGUGGUGGCUUGUCCUAGGCCUCCUCACGCAGGCCCGGGAGAGCCGGAGCCUCACGGUUGACCUUGGGAUGUACAACCAUGCCUUGGGUGCAUGCUCACGCAGUCAGGUCUGGCAGCAAGCCUUGGCCGUCUGGGCCCAGAUGGAGCUUUUGGACCUGCCGGACCAAAGGAGCUACGCCUUGCUCAUCGACGCAUGCCGACGCCGAGGUGGAGCCAAGCACCUGGUGCCGGGUUUCGUCAAGAAGGCCGAAAGCAAAGGCUGUCGACUGAGCAGGGAUGCCUACUGCGAAGCUGUUCGCACGCAGCAAAGAGCUUCGCAGUGGCAGCAGAUGGUCCUCCUGCUUUCUAGCAUGGAAGCAAUGCAAGUGGUGCCGGAUGCCGGGAUCUGCGAGAUUGCGCUGCGGCCUUUUGGGAAAGUAGCUUUCCGCGCGUGGGAGUAUGGUGUCGCCUUGCUUCGGCGGGCCGAGCAGCGGGACUUGCAUCUCGACGGAGCCGCCUACAUGCACCUGGUUCGCGCUUGCAAGAAAUGCCAGAUCUGGUCGCAAGCAAGCCUGCUGCUGAUUUCGAAAGCUCGGACCUCGGCGACCUGGGAGGAAGCCGUCGAGACCCUCGCCACAGCCGCGACCUUCGCUCUGGCCACGGAGGAUGGAAGUCUCACCUCGACCUGGCGCUGUGGUCUCUGGGCCUUGCAGCUCUUGCCCGGGCCGGCGGGACCCGCCGGGCAGCCAGGGCCUCUCUGCGAAGCCGCCCUCCGGAUCUGUGCGGCUGCCGGUGAGUGGCAGCAGGCUGUGGCCGCUUUCGCGUGGAUAGAUGAGCCCAUGCGCUUUGGAGCUCCUGGGCUCAUGUCGGACGACGGUGAUCACCCCAAUUGCCGUUUAACCGAUUGCAAGUACUGCUGA
Symbiodinium sp. CCMP2592 is the source of this 2472-nucleotide messenger RNA. Lineage: Eukaryota; Dinophyceae; Suessiales; Symbiodiniaceae. The record is from the annotation of a GenBank genome assembly.